GCCUCGCAAAUGUCGUCAAGGCAUUCGACCCCUUGAGUAUGUUUGACAGCGGAAGCAAUCAAGUCAGCAACCAGACCCGCAAUAUCAUCGGCACCACCAUGUCGGACUCGGACGUCAAGAACAUCGUCAACGCUUGCUCCAACAACAUGGCCGCUUACCAGACAAACGUCAUCGACAACUCACAGUGUGAGUACUGCAAGACCCACGACUGCAGCAUGGCCAAUAUCAGCCAGACCAAUGUGAAUGACGCCGUUCAGCAGUGCACCAUGACAUCGAUGGUCCAGACACUCAUGGCCCAGACCAACAGCGUGGAUAGCCAGGCUGUGGCAUCCGCCAUCCAGAAGGCUCAGGGCCUGCUCUCUGGCAGCAACUCCAGCUCCAACAACAACUGCAACUUGGUCAGCACCAACAUGGACACGAGCACAUACCUGAACCUGCAGAACUCGUGUGCUUCACAGCUUUCCGCUAUCCAAAAGAACCAGUUCGCACCCUGUGCCACAGCAAUCGGCAUCAUUCAGUCCAACUCCAACAAAUCAUACCAGCAGUGCAUGCUCGACAACAAAGCCAUCACUCAAAUCGCACAGGGCAAUACAACCAAGACAUCGAGUCAGUUCUCGUCUGACCAGACGACUUCCGGUCUCGACUCGACAGCGAUCAUUGCCCUGGUUGCUGCAUGCCUCUGCUGUUGCUGCUGCAUCUCGUCGAUUGCAGCCAUCGGGUACUAUGCUUACCAAAGCAUCGAUUCUGGGAGCGGCAGCAGCGGACCGGGUGGUAUGCCAUCACCAGCAUCCAUCGUGAGCAAGCUCAAGAAGUAGCCGCAGGUGGUGGGUAUGCCGAGUUGAUGGAGGUCGUGCUCGGUGCAAAGAGCAUAUUGACGAUCGAGCGAUUGUCGCUGUUCAAAAUGACAUCACACGGGUCGUUCGCUGCUUCGUAGCCUGUGCGGUUCCAGAGCUUGUAGUUGGUCGAGUUGGGUCCGCAGGUGUAAAUGUCGAGAUUCAGCGUCUGCUGGGAAGCCAGUGUGGUCGGGGUGGGUACGUUUUGGAUCAUGUUAGCACACUCAUCCAUCGGACUGACACUACCAUCACCUGUGGCUGCACCUGGAUUCACUGGGAAAUAAUAGCAGCCAUUGCCGUCAGUGUUGUACAUGCACUCGGCGUUGUUCUGGUUGAUGCGUGCAACGGUAUACAUCUUGAUGGUCGGGACGUAGACGCAGGACCAUGGUGUUGUCGAGUGGGUCUUGUUGUACUGGUAGAGUCCAAAUCCUCCGCCCGCAGUCAGGAGCG
This is a messenger RNA of Polychytrium aggregatum, 1283 nucleotides long. RefSeq lists its product as uncharacterized. The record is from RefSeq and is a predicted model, not a curated record. Lineage: Eukaryota; Fungi; Chytridiomycota; Chytridiomycetes; Polychytriales. The transcript has a single exon. Bases 39 to 815 code for a protein of 258 amino acids.